Messenger RNA from Botrytis sinoallii, 1351 nucleotides. RefSeq lists its product as uncharacterized. The transcript is spliced from 6 exons. Gene Ontology annotation, molecular function: inositol monophosphate 1-phosphatase activity. The record is from RefSeq and is a predicted model, not a curated record. The coding region runs from base 187 to 1242 and encodes 351 amino acids. NCBI's taxonomy places the organism in Eukaryota, Fungi, Ascomycota, Leotiomycetes, Helotiales, Sclerotiniaceae. Gene Ontology annotation, biological process: phosphatidylinositol phosphate biosynthetic process; signal transduction; inositol metabolic process.
CCACGCCUAUCAUCGGCCUCCAAUCCAAUCCUUUCUGAUACAACCCCACUAUCUAUCAAGUCUUACUCAUCCGCGGGCCUGCCUACUCAUAUCUGAGCCUCUGUAUUGUGAGCCAUCCAAUAACAAGUUCCCUCCGGUGCAUUUCAUACACCAAUUGAUGAUACACAGAGGUUAACAAACAUCAAAAUGGCCGAUAAGAUAUCAGAUGCAGAACUCCAGAAGAUCUACGCGUUUGCGUUGGACCUGGGGAGGAGAGCGGGCAAAAUGUUGAUGGACGGGGUAGAGAAGAGAUGUGAAGGGGAUGAAGGGGGGAAGCAGGAAGAAAAAAUGAAUGCGGUGGACAUUGUUACACAGACUGAUUUGGAUGUUGAAGCAUUUGUUAAGCAUGAGAUAUCAAGUCGAUAUCCUUCACAUAAAUUCAUCGGAGAAGAAACCUAUUCCUCCGGUUCCUCCAAACAAUACCUUGUUGAUGACUCCCCAACCUGGAUCGUCGACCCUCUCGACGGAACAGUAAAUUACACACACUUAUUCCCUAUGUUCUGUAUCUCCAUCGCCUUUUGUAUCAACGGUAUCCCCAUCAUUGGAGUCAUCUACGCUCCAAUUCUCGAUGUCUCUUAUUCUGCUUUAGCCGGACACGGCGCAUGGGAAAACGACCAUGUAGGGGCUAGUGAUGAGAUUCCAUCGGGGGGCUCUAGUUUCGGCUCCGGAAGUUUGAAGAGGAAGAGGAAGUUACCAUAUGUAAAAGGAAAGCCUCUGGGACAAGAAGCGCCGAAGGGGUGUACGUUUAGUUGUGAGUGGGGGAAGGAUAGGAGGGAUAUCGAGGGAGGAAAUUUGAGAAAGAAGAUUAAUAGUUUUGUAAAUCUGGCUACUGAGAUCGGGGGAAGAGGCGGAAAAGGAGGAAUGGUUCAUGGGGUUAGGAGUUUGGGGAGUGCAACGAUGGAUUUAGCAUACACAGCAACUGGAGCUUUCGAUAUUUGGUGGGAAGGCGGUUGUUGGGAAUGGGACGUAGCAGCAGGCAUUUGCAUUCUCCGCGAAGCCGGCGGUUUAAUAACCACCGCGAAUCCUCCUGCCAACCCUGAGACUGAUCCUAUCCAAGAAGUUAAAUUGGGCAGUCGAUUGUACCUAGCUAUUAGACCAGCAGGCGAUACACCCAACGAAACAGGAAGACAGCAGCAAGAGCGUGUAGUGAGAGAAGUAUGGAAGAGGGUGGAGGCAUUAGACUAUUCCCGUCCUGGAGCUUAGUGGAAGGGUAGUAUUGCAUGCACAAAACUCAGAUGAGGCAUGGCACUGCACAAUGUUGUAAACAAGCAACUAUAUAUACUGUAGAAUGUAAUUAGAUUUACAUGCAUUU